AUGGAAGAAUUUGAUUCCCAAUUUAAUCAAAUCUUCAAUGAGUUGACCAAAACUCUAGUUGAAGAUUAUCGUUUCAACAAUAAACUGGUAACCAAACGGGUUGAUCGUUUUAAACGGUUUGCCAUUAAAGCGGAUAAAGUUUAUUUUAAUUUCAUUAAGAGCUGUUUUGAUGAUUUUCUCAAUGAGGAGGAAAAAAUUCAUAAUGAAAUUAGCAGUAAUCUUAAUGAAGAUGAAGAGCUAACAGAAUCUAUUUUGGAAAUAGUUUCUGACAUUGAAGAAACCAUUGAAGAUACAAAAAAGAUUAUCAUUAAAAGCCGUGAACUUAGUCAAGGAAUUGAUACAAUCAAUAAAAGGAUACAAUCGUUUGAAAAAAUACAAGUCACUAUGAAGAACCUCAAUGAAACCAUGGUAAAGUGUCAGAAAAUUAUUCCAAUGGAUGUUCAACAAAAUGCUAUGGUUGUUGAAGAAAUGUGACAAAACAAAUUGACUUAUUGACUUGAAGGUGUUUUACUUUGUUUACAAACACACAUACACUUUUUUUUGUCAACUUUAAAUGGUAAUAAAAAGAAAGAUCAGUUUUCUCUUUAGUAAUAAUUA
Molecule: messenger RNA, 597 nt
Organism: Panonychus citri (citrus red mite)
Lineage: Eukaryota; Metazoa; Arthropoda; Arachnida; Trombidiformes; Tetranychidae
Exons: 2
Coding region: 1-474 (157 amino acids)
Source: RefSeq, a predicted model, not a curated record